CCCGAAUUCAGGGUCCGCCUAAGUAAGGGCGGUUCUGGAGAGUAAAUCUCGAGUGCCGCACAACUUCAUAUCUCAGGUUUAUGGCUGCUUUGACCUUGCCCUUUUCAUAGAAAACGAUCCCGGUUUCCUGUAUUGAGUUAGCCCAGGCUGCGGGUACAGGUAGCCUAAGUCCUCUGCUCAAGGUCGCACAAUCAGUCACGGAAGAGCCAGAAUUUGGAUGCUUGCCUUUCUCUUCCCUCUGAGCAGGUGUGUCAACAUAAAAACGAAACUCCCCAAAGAUUUCUACCCCAGGAACAGACCUUUGCUCAUGUAAUGGGAUGAGGUAUUAAAACCACAGAUUGUUGACUGGAAAAGGCAGGCAUCAUGUUCACAGCACCUGGCAUGGCAGCGGUUGGGGGAAGACCUUAUUCCUGCAGUGAAUGUGGCAAGAGUUUUCGGUACAGUGCAGUGCUGCUGCGGCACGAACGUGCCCAUGGUGGUGACAAGCGUUUCCGCUGUCUAGAGUGUGGUGAACGUUGUGCUCGAGCCUCAGAUCUGCGUGCGCACAGGCGGACCCAUGCUGGCCAGACCCUCUACGUCUGCAGUGAGUGCGGCCAGAGCUUCAGUCACAACAGCCUGCUGGACCUGCACUUGGGGACGCACCGGAGGCGCAGCCACACCUGCCGUUGCCGCCUCUGUAGCCGCCGCUUCCCUCACGUCCCUGCACUGCUGCUGCAUCGGGUCCGUCAGCACCCACCGGAGAAGCCACACCGCUGCCCACUGUGUGCCCGCUCCUUUCGGCAGAGUGCUCUUCCUUUUCACCUGGCACGGGCACACCCCCCGGAGACCACCACUGCCACCGCCCCUUCCCCUAGCACGCUCCACCACUGUACACAGUGCCCACGGGCCUUCCGUAGCAGUGCUGGGCUACGGAAUCACUCCCGUAUCCACGUGGUCCUCAGUCUCAGCGACCCUGGCGCUGAGGCCCACCAGUGUGGUGUGUGUGGUAAGAACUUCAGCAAGAGUUCCACGCUUACACGACAUCUCCAGAGGCACUCAGGGGAGAAGCCUUUCAAGUGCCCCGAGUGUGGCAAGGGCUUCUUGGAGAGUGCCACGCUGGUACGGCACCAGCGAACACACACUGGGGAAAAGCCAUAUGCGUGUAACGACUGUGGACGCUGCUUUAGCGAGAGCUCCACACUACUGCGUCACCAGCGCAGCCAUCAGGGUGAACGGCCACAUGUGUGCCCCACUUGUGGCAAGGGCUUUGGACAGCGCUAUGACCUUGUGGUGCACCAGCGCAGCCACACUGGCGAGAGGCCCUUCCCAUGCCCAGAGUGCGGCCGGGGCUUCACAGACCGCUCAGACCUCACCAAACACCUGCGCACACACACGGGGGAAAAACCUUACCACUGUGAGCUGUGUGGCAAGCGAUUCACCUGCAUCUCCAACCUCAAUGUGCAUUUGCGCAAUCAUGCUGGCCAUAAACCACACAAGUGCCCAGAGUGUGGCAAGUCCUUCAGUGUUGCCUCCAAACUUGCACUGCACAGAAAGACACACCUAGGUGAGCGGACAGCAGAGUGCACGGAAUGUGGCAAAUUCUUUAGCCAUGGCCGGUCACUGUCACAGCACCAGCGGUCCCACAGACGUGCUCGAGCAGCUGCAAUGGCAGCCACUGCCACUACCACUGUAGUCACUGAGGUGACAGUAAGUCCUCCCCUUGCCCUCUCAGGGCCAAUGCAACAGGAAAAACCAGGGCUCUUGGUGUCUCCAUUUCAGGAAACUUGCUAAGAGGACCCCAUGACGGGUAUGGGUGGACACACAUUGAGCCCCAAGGAACAGGGCAGCUCAGAUGGUUGGAAGCCAGACCUACUGCUGUUGCAUUGUUGCUAGGUAUUCACCUAGCUUGCCUUGUCUCUAUACUGAGAUCCCCACCAGCUCUUCCAUCAUCCAUCCUUCUGUUCCCCAACUCUGAAUGCUAGGAGUCAGGGAACCAACACCACAUCCCUAUGCAAGAUAGACUAGGUGUUUGUGCUCUGUUGCUGCCAUUCUCUCUCUCUUGUUGGUGUGGGUCUUCAGGGAACAUUUCUUGCUUCUUAUCGAUCUGUUCUCUCUACUGCUUUCUCUUGCUUGAGACAUGUAGUUGCAGAGGUGAAACACAGGCAGUAUGGAGGACUGAAAUGGCUCCCUUCAUUAAGGACCAAAAUUUGUGACAAGUUACUCCCUUGAAGAGGUAAAAGUAGGCAGAGUCAUCAGCCUGGCUAGCCAUAUGUCCUUUUACAAGAUGCUUCUUAGGGCCCAACAAAAUGUUUCAACACCAGUUGACAAGCUGAGUUUGAUCUCUUGAACCCACAUAUGUACCAUCCAUGGCACAUGUGCACACACAAAGAAGUAAUUUCCCCCUCUCCCAGUAAAUGGCUCUUAGGACAGUUUUCUCUAGCCAGGUAAGAAUUGUUUGCCUUGGGAUGCAGCCCAGGACUGACUGUGUGGGUCCAUAAAGCUCAGUGACACCAUGUGAAAGAAAAUAUUUACAGAUGAAGCUUCAAGGCACGGGGAAACAAGUUUCCUGGAGUCCUGGGCACGGGCAGGAUGUAAAGCCUGGAAUUGGUCAAUGACUGCUUAUAGGUGGUGAAAUUGUUACUUGUUUGGGUUUGUGACACCAAGAACCCCUCUGUCAAAAUGAGUUCCAAGUUCUCAUCCCUUUUGGUGGUGGUUUCUUCAUUGCUGUGACAAAAUGCCUGAGAAAAUCAAUUUAAAGAUUUAUUUUGGCUCGUA
Molecule: messenger RNA, 2754 nt
Organism: Myodes glareolus (Bank vole)
Lineage: Eukaryota; Metazoa; Chordata; Mammalia; Rodentia; Cricetidae
Source: RefSeq, a predicted model, not a curated record